ACUGUUACAAAGAAUCCAUAGAAAAACUAUUUACUGUUUAUAUUGAUUUUUGCUUCAACGAUGUCUGUGUGUUGAAAAAUUUUCGUGUAAGUGUCCUGCUUACUCCUGAAGGUCCCGAUGUCCCGGAGGAGGGUUUGCUACUGGCCGGGACACGCGGACCGCGCUCGGGACUGGCUGUUUCUGAACCUGGACCUCAGCGACGAGGACCUCAACGUCGCGCGCUACAGCCCGACCACGGUAUGCUACGAUCCGAGGCGGGUCGCUUCCUCGACUCCCGACGCUUGUUGCUGCUCUUACUAUCACCAGGGCCCGGACGCUUGCUGCUGCAAUUAUAGUCGACCCUGGCGAUACACGGCCCCGAUCAAGUCUGGCUUCUCCAAAAUAGAGCGCGGCAAGGACGGCUUCAAGGUUACCUUGGACGUCAAACAUUUCAAGGAAGGGGAUGUGAAAGUGAAAGUAGUUGGCAACGACGUGGUGGUUGAGGCGGAGCACGGUGAACGUCAAGAUGAGCACGGCUACAUCUCACGCAGCCUGAAGCGCAAGUACGCGUUACCGGAAGACGUGGAUUCUGAUAAAGUGAGGACAGAACUCUCCUCAGACGGCAUACUCACAAUUACUGCUCCAAAGAAGCAGACGGACCGACUCGGGCGAGGGAGUGAGCGCUUGAUCCCCAUCAUAAAAGUUAGUAGGCCUGCCCUCACAAGCAAGAAGAGUGGAGGUAAGAGGGCGACGCCUGGAUCAUCGCGGACUAAUGUAGCGUCAGACAACGACGCCGGCGACGACGACGACGGCGAUUCGGACUAGUGGAUGCCAUUCUGAGUUUGUUGAGGUUCAGAUCUAGUUAUGUACUUUCAGUGUAAUAACUGUAACUUCUAGUUUCACUAGACAUCGGUUCAGUAAACACAGUAAACACAGUGUGACAGAAGGAGUACCGUAGCACCGAUUUUGUUAGCUGUUCCUGAAAUACAUGUGUAUGAGUAAUAGCAGGUGUGACUUUGUAAAGAAUGAUUUAGAUAAUUAGAGCUCAGAACAUAAAAGCUACAUGUUUAUUGUACUUCAUUAUAAAAAUAAACAUACAGUCAUCAUUGCCAUCAGCGGCGGCUGCUGUACAAGAGCA
Molecule: messenger RNA, 1117 nt
Organism: Schistocerca gregaria
Lineage: Eukaryota; Metazoa; Arthropoda; Insecta; Orthoptera; Acrididae
Product: alpha-crystallin B chain-like
Exons: 4
Coding region: 118-804 (228 amino acids)
Biological process (GO): response to heat; protein refolding
Molecular function (GO): protein folding chaperone
Source: RefSeq, a predicted model, not a curated record